AUGUCAUCUCCCGAGUCUCAACCCGCCGUGGAAGGUGAUGAGUAUGAGAAGACGCUUCUGCAGCUACGAUGUUUCGACACAAUGUUUCUGGUCGACGAUUCUGAGAACAUGCAGCCUUACUGGCCCGAGAUCAAGAACUUGAUCGAGCGAAUUGCACCCAUCUGCGCCAAACACGAUCCCGAUGGAGUUGAUCUGUACUUUGUCAACCACCGACCUGGAGGCGUCCUAGCUAAAUUGCCUGGAGUUCAGUCCAUCCGAAAGUCCGGCUACACACACAUUGGUGGCUUUGCUGGCAGCAUGCUCUUGACCAGCAAGGGAAAGCAAGUCGGCGCCAUCUUCGACAAGGUCAAGCCAGCUGGAAAGUGCAACAUGGGUGCCAGACUCGGCGGCUUGCUUAAGUGGUACUGCGACAAGUUCACAGGCGGAGAGGAGAAGGCUGCUCUCAACAUCAUCGUCCUUACAGCCGGUUCGUUCGACGACGAUAUCAAGACUCCUCUGAUUCAAGCCGCCAGGACUCUGGACGAGGCCAAGGCCCCCAUUCAUCAAGCUGGAGUCCAGUUGUUCCGUCUGGGCGGUCCGGAUCUGGUGCGACAAAAGACCCUCCAACAUCUUGACGAUGAACUGCACAAGGAGGCCGGAACACGAGACAUUGUCGACACAGUGACUUGGAGUGGCCAUGGAACUUCCAUGUCGGACGAUGAGCUGCUCAAGAUUGUGCUGGGCGCAGUCAUCAAGAAGAUCGAUAUUCGUGCCUCUGAGUUGCACCUGGACGAGGCAGCUACAACGACACGUGCUGACCGAGACUACGAUGAAGGAAAUGUAAUCUAG
Molecule: messenger RNA, 828 nt
Organism: Fusarium venenatum
Lineage: Eukaryota; Fungi; Ascomycota; Sordariomycetes; Hypocreales; Nectriaceae
Source: RefSeq, a predicted model, not a curated record